AUGAGAAUGCUAGCCUCGACACUGGCAUUAGCACUGCCCGUUUGGCCAACGGCGUGCCUCAACGAGGAUGAACGCACCGCCGUCCAAGAAGCUUGCCGCGAGUUGGCCAAGACUCUCCCCGAAAACGUCCACCUGCCCAAUUCACCCGGCUACAACCUCUCCAACACAUACUGGUCAGCUCGCCAAUCGGCGCUUCACCCACAGUGCUUCGUCACGCCGCGCUCAACCCAAAAUGUAUCCCACGUCAUGAAGACGCUCACGUCUCUCAAGGCCCCCUUCUCCGUCAAGGGCGCCGGCCACACAGCCUUCCCCGGCGGCUCCAACAUCCAGGACGGCGUGACCAUCGACCUCGCCCACCUCGACCAAGUCGCCGUCUCCCCCGACAGGAAAACCGUCGCCGUGGGCCCCGGAAACCGCUGGAUCAACGUGUCCUCGGCCCUCGACCCCCUCGGCCUAGCCGUCGUCGGAGGCCGCGCCGCCAGCGUCGGAGUCAGCGGGCUCACCCUCGGCGGCGGACAGUCCUACUUCUCCGGCCUGCACGGCUGGGCGUGCGACAACGUGCGUAACUUCCAGCUCGUCCUCUCGUCGGGGCGCGUCGUCGACGCCAAUGCCUCCAGCAACGCGGAUCUGUACCGGGCCCUCCGCGGCGGCGGCGGCUCCAACUAUGGCAUCGUCACGCGGUUCGACCUCGCGUCCUUUGAGCAGGGCGACCUGUGGACGCGGUCCUUGGUGUUUGACGGCGGCGAAGCGAACCGGACACUUCUGCCCAGGAUGACGGGCUUGGCGGCCGAGGGCCUGGCCGCCGACCCCGGGGCGCACGCGUACUUUGUCCAGACGUACGACUCGGCUGAGCGGCGGUGGCUGUUCCUCACGAGCUUCUUCCACGCGACGCCUCCUGCUGCCAAUGCCACGCCGGCUGUGUUUGAUGGGUUCGAGUCUGUCCCAGGUCUGGUUUUGGACAAUGCCCUCGUGGGCAGUGUGUCGACGAUUAGCCGGCUUAUUGAUGAGCCGGUUGGUCAGAGGGCUACUUGGUGGGAUACCACCGUCGCGGUGGGAUCGGUGCCGCUGUUCGAAGAGAUUGGUGAAAUGUACAAAGAUUGGGUGGUCCGGGUGAAGGAGGCUGCCCAGACCAGGCAGUUUACACCCUAUCUCGUGUAUCAGCCCAUUACGGACAACAUCUUGGAAAAGAUGCAGCAGAACGGGGGCAAUGCUCUUGGUUUGUAUCCUCAAGAUGGUCCGCUCAUGAUGGUGCAGGUGUCGGCGCGCUGGGCCGACGCCGAGCUGGACGCCGUCAUUGAGAGUUCGGCCAGUGAGCUUCUCUGCGAGAUUGAACGUGUUGCGAGAGAGAAUAAGCUUCUCCGGGGUUAUGUCUACAUCAACUAUGCAGGGCGAUCUCAAGAAGUACUGAGAACAUAUGGUAAUAAUUACCCAUGGCUCCAGACAAUAGCCAAGAAGUGGGAUCCGGAUGGCUUGUUGCAACGCUUGUGGAGAGGUUACUUUCAACUUCGUUGA
Molecule: messenger RNA, 1512 nt
Organism: Metarhizium brunneum ARSEF 3297
Lineage: Eukaryota; Fungi; Ascomycota; Sordariomycetes; Hypocreales; Clavicipitaceae
Product: FAD-dependent monooxygenase CTB5
Molecular function (GO): FAD binding
Source: RefSeq, a predicted model, not a curated record